This is a messenger RNA of Symbiodinium natans, 3819 nucleotides long. Lineage: Eukaryota; Dinophyceae; Suessiales; Symbiodiniaceae. The record is from the annotation of a GenBank genome assembly.
AUGAAGCGCCGCGCUGAAGCUGCGUAUGGCUCCUCGCCGCCCCGUCGUGCCAGGCAGAUGCAUGACGCAUAUUCCGAGUCCACGUCCGCUGCCUCCUCGAGUCGCUCGAGACCGUCCACCAGCCCUCCGACAAGGUCGGUGCCUGCAGUGCCCUCGAGUUGGACAGGGCGUGCCCAAGCGAAAGCCGCGGCCAAGGCUUCGACCAAAGCCAAGCCGAAAGCCAAGCCCAAAGGCAGGCCCAAGGGCGUGCCUAAAAGGGCGAGACCGGCCGUGAAGGCCAUGGCCAAGAGGCGUGGUCGACCCAGGUUGAGUGGAGAUCCGGUUCCUGCUCCGUCCGCAGCCGGAGCUUGGCCUCGGUGCCAUGAGGUCUACGACCCGACAUGUGCCAGAUGCAUCUUCGGCAGGCGCAAGGGCACGUGGCAGAAGAUUCACGGCAGCUUCACCCGGCGGACUGCGUCAGGGUGUCUCGUGCAAGCCUGUUGGCUGCAGGAGCGCCCAGCUCGUCUGGGCCAGCGAUGGGGCAUCGGCUGUGGCGUGUGUGCACACUUGGUUCAGCGUGCCUCCUCUCUUCGAGACAACGGCAUAGGGCACCUGCGUCGCAGGUGGACUACGAAGUGGGCCCGCUUCGAAAUCUCCAGCGUGCACUGCAUGCAGGCAUCUUGCCUCCAGCUCCACGCCCAGUCUGCAAUCCACCUCACAGCCCUCAAGGCGAUGCAGCUGCCCGAUGUCAGCUUGUCGCAAUUGGUCUGUCAUGACCCGAGCGACACGAGUCUCCUCGUGGGCGCAGUGCCCCAGCUGCACGACUGGGUUCGUGCGUGGAGAACUGUUCGCAGUCCAAUCAGCUUCCUCAAGGCCGAAGCUCAUGAGAAGACGGAGGCCUAUGUGACCUGCAAGCGUGGGGAUGCGAGGCACCUGACCCGCACGGCCAUAAAGGACAUGGUGGAAAUCAUGGUGGAAGUGGUCAGGGAGACCAAACGCCGCAUCCUGGCGACGGCCGACCACGCGUCCAUCAGCCUGGACGACAAGGCUCCCUACCGUGUGGUGCGGUAUCGCUGUGCCAGGCAGAAGAUCGACACGGAUGCAGCGGACUCCAUGGCGGCGCCGUGGCUGGCUGACGGCGAUGGUGUUCUCUCCGUUUUGAGGAACGCAGGCCAGGCCCCGUCAACAGAAGCUUUGGAUGAGGAUUAUUCCAAGAAGAUCUGUCUCAGCAUACAGACGGCCUUGCAGCGCCUCGCAACCCCCAUGGGAAAGGGCCAGCAGCCGGACGUGGAUGUAAUGCAAAGAUUCAAGGAGGUGCUGUCGUCCUACAGUUCUGAUGGGGGUCGACCAAUGCGCAAAUGUGGGAAGCUUCUGCAGCAAGGCUACCCCAGAUUGGUCCUGUGCCUCCUUGACAAGGCGCACAACGUUAGGCGUGCGUCAUUGCCGAUUACGAUGGAGGAGAACUUUAAGAGCUGGUGGCACGCCGUCUGGGGCUCCAAACACUCCUUGAUCCCAGAUCUGCAAAAUUCCUCGGAGUGGCGGAUGCGAUUCCACGUUCUGCAACAGGCUGUUCUCAAGGCGAGCGGGAACAUGGCAGGCCAGGCCCAAGGAGCCUCAGAGCACAACAAUUUGGCAGCGGCAAUCAAGACGCUCAGCUUCGCCAAACAAAGGUUCGACUCCUUUUCAAGCCCGCAAGGGAAGUUCAUUGCCCUUCUGCUGCCCGUGGCUCUGCUGCUUGCUGCGCAGAGCAUGGACCAUCGCUUGGACGGCCGGGUCCGCCAUCGAUGUCGCGAGAUGUUGGAGCGCCUCACUGGCGAGAACAUCUUGCUUGCGGGGCUCGCGGCCGAUUUCGGCGCGGAGGUUCUGCGCUUUGUGCGACACUUCGAUGUCAGGGACCCGGACAUCGCUGCAACGUUGCGUCUUCGGGACGACUUCGUCUGCCGCCUACGCAGGCUUUUCAGUGAGGGGCGCAUCUUGCUGGAGCCUGAGCCUGACGGCAGCAUCCUGCCCGAGACGUUCACGCACAUGGGCGUGCGAACUGCUAUGGCAGCGGCUCCCAUUCAAUAUGGCGACCGCAUGCAUUGCCUAUGGGGGCCCACGGACAAAGCCAAGUGCAAGGAGAUUAUGUCUGGCCUACAUGUGGUGGUUGACGCUGUCAUCUCCAGAUGUUAUUCAGACAUGUCCGAGCCGGACUUGCACAUGGCGUUUGCCUUGUUCGACCUCCCUCUGUGGCAGCAGUUCAAGGUCCAGGCCGACGACGACCCCGGCACAUGGGGGGACAAUGUCGCAUCCAUGAAGCGACGGGCGGCCAGGCUGGCGCGGGCCUUGGGUCUGGACAGCCAUGUGCUGUGGCAGGAGACGUCAGCAGCGGUGCAUGCCUUCUUGGAAGACGAGGCUGCCGUCUCCAAUGCGUGCGAGAAGCAGGACUCACGCCCUUGCUGGCGUCGUGUUUUGCGGGGCGAGCAACUGCCGGGCUGCCAGAGUCGAUUUCAGGUCCUGCAGGAGGCGGUGGCUUUUUACGUGAGUGUGCAAGAUGGGGAGUGUUCCGUGGAGAGGGACCUUGCCCAGCUCAGAGAGCUCCUGAAGCACCACGAGGCCUCCUUGGACGAGCGUGGCGUUUGUGCUGCAAUGCUCCUCGAGCUUCGUCUCGACGGGCCCCGGCAGGAGUCCGAUCUUGCUUUGCGGCUCUCCGGUGAGGAAGUUGCCCAGGAUGCCGAAGCUGCUUUGUUGGACCCGUUCGCUCUGGCGGACAAAGCCGUCUUGAAGAUGACCAGCUUCACCCGACGAUGCGCCCAACUUUGGAUACAGCAUCAUGGGCGACGCUUUCGCUGCUACAAGGAGCGUGCCGACAAAGGCCAGACACGAGUUAAACGCCAGGGUACCAUGGCUUCCGUGUUCCGCGGCCAAGUUAAGGCCAGCAACGCAUUGGCCUCCAUGCAGCGCCCGCCUGCAGGCAACAGCGCCACCGUGGUGCCGGGCAUGCGACUUAGCAGCUUUGCUCAGCGUUCCAGCGAGAGACUCCGGCAGAAUGGUCGAUGGAAUGCAGAGUUGGAGAAGUUCCAGAAGCUGACGGAGUCCAAGAACGCGGAGAGGGCCCAGGAGCGUGCCAGGCAGCUGGCACGGCAGCCGCCGCUGAUGCCGCCUCUGCGGGUAGGCAGGGUUUUCAAGAAGGGGCCUUGCAUCCAACUGCAGCGCCAGACGGUGGUGGCUGAUCUCUCCACGGAAUGCAACGCCGCCGAAGCUUUCCCCGGUUGCCGCUACAAGCGCUGCCAGGGCAACAUCAGUUACGAAGACUUUCAGAGGACGUCCAUCUUGGUGGUCGACGAUGCGGUGGCCGUUGAGCAAGGCCGUGCUGGGCGCACGGAUGCCAUCAUAAGAGAUUGUUUAUUGUCUUCGAAGCUCACCUGGUUGCUGGGCCUUGUUGCCCUGGGCAAAGGGAUCGCCAGCAUUGCUCACUGGAAAACCCGCAAUCGCUGCCGGCACAUCAGGGACUAUGAUGCUGCCCACAAAUUGGUUCCCGCCGGCAUCUUUCUUUCUGCGGAGUUUCGCCACGGCCAUGGCGCUGUUGCACGCUGGCUGGCCAGGAUCGUCGCCCUGCCAGAGUCCCGCUGGAGGAUCUGCGACAUGGAGGCGGAGGCGGAUUGGCUGGUGACUGACAGCUUGAGCUUGUGUAAGUUCCUGGCCGCUGUGAGACGGCUGGCGCGCCACGACUCGGAGCUCACUUGUGAGGGGAGCAACUGGAAACUGGGGCCGACAGGCCAGCUUCCAAACAAGCCUGGCGCGAAGCGCCGAGCUGCUCCGGUUUUCGAGGGGGAUGCAGCAGAAGCAGAGAGCGACUGA